ACCCUCAAUGUGAUCACGUUCAAUUCGGGUAUUGUUCGAAGUGGCAUCUACCAAAUUGGCAAAAAGCUUCGAACAGAGCCAACGAGUAUGCUUUGAACGAGGAAACCUAUAUAAUGGGUGGGUUCGGUUGGACUGUAUCCCCACCUCCCACAUUGUGGACCGCUCUUUUGAACGCGAAACGCGAUGUUGUCUACGGGGAUUGACCUAGCCGCUGCCCUAAUGUCAGUCCAGCAGAUAUCUCCUAGCGACUGGGGAUACGUGUCGAAAGUGUGCUUGCAGGCACUUCUACAGUCGGGAAGUCCCAAUGGGUUCCCUUCGAGCUCUUCCCAGGAACAGGCUUCGGCUGAUGAGGCUUCGGAUUUUGGCCUGAGCUUAUCCACGUAUCCAUUAGAGGAAACUGUGAUAUCCAGUAUUCCAUCGACGUCUUCAGCAUCAGAUGCGGCAAGCAUCCGUUCCUCGUUCACUGCGUCUCUUGCCGAUGCUUCUGCCACCGACUGCCGUCCUUCUUUUGAUCCUGCAAACAUGAUGCGACCCUCUGUCUCUCUUUUAUUGUCGUCUAUCGUGUCAAAAGAUCCAGACUCUCCACCCGCCGACUCUGUUCCCACUCCAGCGAGCCCAACUGCUUCUACGGCCGCUACAGACAUUUCCUCUGACAACACUGUCCAGAGUCCGGCACCCUCUACCCCUCCACAGGUACAUGUGGAUAUACUGUCGCGUUCGACCUCAGAUUUCUCGGUUCCAACUGUGUCAACACAGAGCUAUUAUCGGGAGCAUACCUAUAUCUCGCCUCCUCCAGCAGAGCCUCUUAUCAAUCAAUGCUCUCAAGUAUCUCAGUCCACCAACGUGCUAGCUCAGCCCCCUUUUAGGUCUUCGUCCAGUAAUGAAAUGGUGACCAGCAUCCGUCAGCCUCCCAAGCAAACUUUAAGAUAUAUACCCUAUGCCGUCGCGGACCGUCCUCCCAGUUUGGCUACCAAAAUACUGACCAGCUCGAGCUUUUCCUUCGCCGAUCAGACAUUCUCUCCCAAGCCCUACGUCCCAUCGAAAUGUCCAGCAACCUCAACAAGCAACUCCGAAAGACAGAAGUACGUCUCUCCCCGCUGUCCAUCCAAAUUCCUCGUCUUGAUUUCCCCAGCCACUCAAAAGUCUGUUGUCGGAAAAGCAAAUACGAACAGCUAGUCGUCAAGUACGGCAUCAGCGACCACGACCUCUA
Guyanagaster necrorhizus is the source of this 1210-nucleotide messenger RNA. RefSeq lists its product as uncharacterized. The transcript has 7 exons. The record is from RefSeq and is a predicted model, not a curated record. The coding region runs from base 184 to 1176 and encodes 330 amino acids. Lineage: Eukaryota; Fungi; Basidiomycota; Agaricomycetes; Agaricales; Physalacriaceae.